GUGUUUUACUUCGGUAACCGAUCAAGAGAUAAUAUGGCGGACAUGGAUUCGAAAAACUGGAAACAACUACUCCAUACGUUAUCAAAUUCGUCGAGUUCCUCUUCUCAUAAGGAGAAAACGGAUAGAUUUAAAGCCAUACUCUCAUCAAUUCUAAAGAACGAAGAAAAAAAUCGUACUGAAGGCCUUAAAGACUUUGUUGAUGCCUUGGUCAACGAGAAUGUCAGUUUGGUGAUUUCUAGACAACUACUAUCUGAAUUUUGUACGGAAUUAAAAAAAUUACCAGACGACAACGUAAUCACUGUAUCUCGCUAUACUCUGGAAAGAUUAAAUCCACGAGUAAUCUCAUUCGAAGAACAAGUUGCUAAUAUUCGACAAUACUUAGCUGAAGUUUACGAAAAAUGUGGAGAAUGGAAGAGUGCUGCUACAACCUUAGUCGGAAUACCACUAGAAACUGCUCAAAAGCAAUAUUCUAACGAUUACAAAUUAGAAACUUACUUGAAAAUUGCACGAUUAUAUUUGGAAGAUGAAGAUCCUGGUAGAGCCGAACAAUAUAUCAAGAGAGCAUCUAUGUUAGUCACAGACAGCAGUAGGAAUGACUUACAAAUUUAUUAUAAAGCAUGCUAUGCAAAAGUUUUGGAUUAUCGUCGAAAAUUUAUUGAAGCCGCCCAAAAGUAUAAUGAAUUGUCUUAUAAGACAGAAGUUGAUGAACCAGAAAGAAUGAGGGCUUUGAGGAAUGCAAUAGUUUGUACAAUUUUGGCAAAGGCUGGACAAGUGCGAUCAAGAAUGUUGGCCACUUUAUUCAAAGAUGAAAGGUGUCAAAUGUUUACUUUUAUAUCCAUUCUAGAAAAAAUGCAUCUGGAACAUAUUAUCAAAACAACAGACGUAACAGAAUUUGAGAAACUUCUAUUACCACAUCAGAAAGCUGUUGCAUCUGAUGGGGGGACUAUCUUAGAAAGAGCUAUAAUUGAGCAUAAUCUUCUCUCUGCCUCAAAGUUAUAUAAUAAUAUUUCUUUUCAAGAGCUGGGAGCUCUGUUAGAAAUUGAUCCUUUACGAGCUGAAAAAAUAGCUUCUCAGAUGAUCAGCGAAGGUCGAAUGAAUGGGCACAUUGAUCAAAUUGCAAUGAUUGUUUACUUUGGAUCGAGUGAUCCACUACCUAGUUGGGAUAAACAAAUACAUGGUUUAUGCUUCCAAGUUAACAACAUAAUUGAAAGAAUUACAUCUGCUUUUCCUGAUUGGUUAGGAGCAACUAUUGAAAGAGAAAUGGCGAACUCUUGA
Messenger RNA from Dimorphilus gyrociliatus, 1275 nucleotides. The record is from the annotation of a GenBank genome assembly. Lineage: Eukaryota; Metazoa; Annelida; Polychaeta; Dinophilidae.